UGGCCUGGUGCUGAUCCGUGAUCCGCCUUGAAACGCCCGCUCAGCUCACCUUUCACCCUGGAUCCCUCGAUUCCUGUGCCCGAUGAUGGGUCGGGGGCUUUCGGCGGGGUCCCACCGCCGGAUGGACCCGCACUGCCCUCCCCCACCCUGACCGCGCCCGCACCCGCUGCCGUGGCCGUGGGCGUGGAUCAAGAAGUGCGGAAAAAGGACCUGGUUCAUUACAUGGUGGCUAGUUAUGUCCAGCAUUGCUAUCGUCAGUCUCUGUUCUGCGAUCUGGUCUUGGAGGCCGAGAGCGAGUCCAUCCCGUGCCACAAGAUGGUGUUGUUCUCGGUGUUCCCGCGGUUCCAGCAGUUCUUGACGGAGCAUUCCGGGGAUGUCAUCAUUUUCCCCGAGUUUCCCGGACCCGAAUUGCGCCAACUCGUCAAUAACAUCUAUUGGCAUCUCCAUGAACGCGAGACGUCGUUGGUGUUGCCCGAGGGAUUGCGGGCCCUCGGCCUCUUUCAUGAGUCGAUCGACGAACACACCCGCCAAAAAAGGCAGCGAUUAUCCAACGGGCCGGCACAGGCCGGGCUGGCUCGUCCCUCCGCGGCCUUGGUGGCUCAAUUGGUCAAAGUCAAGAUGGAAGAGGCGGCCCAAGCCGUCGCUACUCCACCCGUACCCCCCGCCGCCACCCUGAUACCCGCCGUGCCUGAUCCAUUCACGGCCGUGGGCGAAAUCGGUGACGAUUUUAACGACACAAUGGAUGCCUGUGAAGAUUUCUUCCACGACGCUCUCAAUAACGGACAGACCAAUGGGAGCGCUUUCAACGACCUGGCCCCCGUGACCUCGGCCACCGCCUCUUCCUCCUCGUCGUCUUUCGCCCCCGGGGACAAACGAGGCGGAGGAGGCGGUGGCGGCCUGACCGCCGAAGAAGACGAGGACUUUGUCCAAAGCUUCAAGCGCAUCCGACGCAUGAAGUACCCGGAGAGGUAUGGAGCCUCGGGGAAACGCCUUCAAAAGGCCAUGAAGUACGAACAAGAGGACGAGAUUGUCAAGCAUUACCCGGCGGUGGCCAAGACCCUCAUGGAGUCCGAAGUGGACUUGGCCAACGCCAACAUGAGUGUGCCCGAGAAGAAGAAGGCCAUGUAUGAUAUCCUCCAGACGGCCAAACGGAAUUGGCGGAAUUUCAUCCGCGGCUACAAAUGUGAUUGCGACAUCGAGGCGGCCAGCACGUUCUUCCAAGCCGAGAAACACGUCACAUUGUGCCAUUCGAGCCGGUUCUCUUUGUGUGAAAUGUGCGACACCAUCCGGCUCAAGGAGAAGAUCGACAAGCACAAGCGGCUGUGCCGCACGUUCUAUGAGAAAGACGGCAACACCUGCUCGGAUUGCGGGCGGCAGUACAAAUCGCGGAACGAGCUCACCAACCAUAUAAGUGACGCUCACAAGCGGGUCAAGUGCAAAAUUUGCGGCGAGGAAAUCGUGGGCCACGGCGCUCUCCAGCGGCACCGCCAAAAACUCCAUCCGGUGUUAGUCCAAUGUGACCAGUGUCCGAUGACGUUCCCGUCGAAUUUCAAGCUCCGGACGCAUCAGAUUCGGAUGCACUUGCCCGACUCGCAGAAGCCGUUCAUUUGUGAUCAGUGCGGCAAAGGCUUCUUGUACAAACGCAAACUGGACGAACAUAUGAUGUACGCCCAUAUCCGCUCGUUCCCGAUGCAGUGUCGCUUCGGUUGCGACAAACGCUUUAAUGACAGUAACAUGCGUCGUGCUCAUGAGGUCCGUGUUCACAAUGCCCCGAGCAAAAAGCGCGGUUAGACUGGUGACAUCCAUUCACUCACAGACACAUAUAAAACAUCCUUAUUAGUUAUUUACAGCUAUUAUUAUUAUGUUCCAUUGAAUGCACUCAUGUCACAAAAUGCCGAGAGGAUACGACUCGGUAACCGUGCAACAGAUCGUGGAAUUAAAAACCAUUCUCGAA
Molecule: messenger RNA, 1954 nt
Organism: Tigriopus californicus
Lineage: Eukaryota; Metazoa; Arthropoda; Copepoda; Harpacticoida; Harpacticidae
Product: zinc finger protein 120-like
Exons: 2
Coding region: 223-1791 (522 amino acids)
Biological process (GO): regulation of transcription by RNA polymerase II
Cellular component (GO): nucleus
Molecular function (GO): protein binding; RNA polymerase II transcription regulatory region sequence-specific DNA binding; DNA-binding transcription factor activity, RNA polymerase II-specific
Source: RefSeq, a predicted model, not a curated record